Messenger RNA from Loa loa (African eye worm), 318 nucleotides. RefSeq lists its product as hypothetical. Bases 1 to 318 code for a protein of 105 amino acids. The record is from RefSeq and is a predicted model, not a curated record. The transcript has 3 exons. Lineage: Eukaryota; Metazoa; Nematoda; Chromadorea; Rhabditida; Onchocercidae.
AUGAAAAACAAAAUACGAGUUACAAAUGAAGAGGAUAGCAAUAAUAAUGUUGAGAUUAUUGCUGUGAUAAUAACCGUGACAAGAUAUCGUUUGAUAAACCGCUCAUAUUCCGCCACUGUGGAAAAAGUAAUCGGAAUAGCUUGGGCAUGCCAUUCAUUAUGUCGGAUUGAAUUUGCGGGCAAUCCGGUCACUAUCCAUGCCUAUUCCAUCGACUAUAAAAGCGUAGAUAAUGGAAAACAAGUAUGCAGUAAACCGGAAUUCAUAAAUGAAGAUAAUAUAUCAGGAAAGAUUCACCCCGAUCUGACAAUUAUUUGUUAA